Molecule: messenger RNA, 1551 nt
Organism: Sitodiplosis mosellana (orange wheat blossom midge)
Lineage: Eukaryota; Metazoa; Arthropoda; Insecta; Diptera; Cecidomyiidae
Gene: Nup62
Product: nuclear pore glycoprotein p62
Exons: 5
Coding region: 280-1392 (370 amino acids)
Biological process (GO): protein import into nucleus; RNA export from nucleus
Cellular component (GO): nuclear pore central transport channel; nuclear pore
Molecular function (GO): phospholipid binding; structural constituent of nuclear pore
Source: RefSeq, a predicted model, not a curated record
AAAUUAACUAUUUUCACUUAUCAUGUAAUUUUAAUUGUGCGUUUUCUGUUUCCUCCCCAUCCCAACAACAAUUUCGAAUCGUCGGUGUGUAGAUUUGCCACUUUUCGAAAUGCCAUUCAACUGACAGUUGGACAUACAGAUAAACAAAGCGCGUAAACUACAUAUUGUCUGUCUUAAAGUGCAACUCUCGAUUUGACACAUAACCUCGAAAAAGUACGUGAAGCUCAUUUGUUUUUAGAAACAUUAUCAAUAUUUAAUAGAGAAAGCAAUAUAAAAAACAUGAAUCCGACGGGCGGUGGUUUCUCAUUUGGUGGUGGUGGUGGUGGUGGGUUAUCUUUUGGUGGCACACCAACAUUCGGUGCCACGGCAUCAAGCGCUGCACCGGCAACGAGCAGCACUUUGACGUUUGGCGCAGCUGCAUCAGCCACACCAAUUGCCUCGGCUGCAGCACCAACUGCCGUUUACGGAGCAUUUCCAACGUUCGGUGCUGCUACAUCGACUCCAAGUGCAUCUUUGUCGUUCGGAACUCCUGCAACAACCACUGCAACUCUUUCAUUUGGCGCACCAGCAGCAACAUCGGCUGCCACAUCUGCUCCAGCAUUCGGAGCAUCGAACACAUUAUCAUUUGGAACACCAGCAGCGGCAAAGCCAGCUCUACCCACAUUCGGCGCUUCAAUUCAAUCGUCAAAUGCUUCAACUGCAUCACUUCCAACUAUUCCAGCUGUGGCCAGUACAGCAACCACAAAUCUUGCCGGUCCAGCCAUUGGUUUCAGUUCAAGCACAACAACAACACAGUCGACAGCGGUUGGCGGAAAUCAAAUGACAUUCUCUCAAAUUGAAGAAAUGAUCAACAAAUACACAUCGGAAUUGGAGGAACAAGAAAAAGUAUUCAUCAAUCAGGCGACACAAGUGAAUUCAUGGGAUAAUCUGCUCAACAAGAACAGCAAAAAGAUUGUCGAACUGAGCAAUGCUGUUGAAAAGGUUAAAAGUGAACAGAAAUGCCUAGAGGAUGAGUUGAAAUUUAUCGAAACGCAACACACCGAAUUGGAAGAAUUCAUUGCACCAUUGAAGAAAGACGUCGACAAAAUACCACAUAGCGAUUUGGAAAAGGCGCAAACAUAUUCAUUGGCCGAAAAUUUGGACACACAAUUGCGUCAAAUGUCUGAGGACCUGAAAGAAGUGAUUGAACAUCUGAAUGAAGUAAGCAAAUUGCAAAACUCCGACGAUCCAAUCGUUCAAAUCGGACGCAUAUUGAAUGCUCACAUGACAUCGCUUCAAUGGAUCGAACUAUCCACGUCGAAUAUCAACUCGAAAUUGGAAGAUAUCAACAAAAUGUACGAUACGCUACGGCGUGACACCGAACGAAGCCUACGACUCACUUACUGCGAUUGACCUUUGUCAUUGUAACAAAAAUACAACCACUUUGUUUAAUUAAAUUUUAGAAUACUUUGUCGAAUAUGCUGUACAGUGUACACGAAGGAAAAAAAUGGCGUGGAGUGACAGCAAUUGACAUUUAAAAUUAAAAGAACGAAAUAAAUUCUUCAAAAACGA